AUGUCUCACCGCCUCUUGGAAGGCUUUAUUAAAGCUGAUUCAAAUAACAUUCCUGUCGUCGAUAUACAUAUGUUUUCUGAUUACAUAAAAAAAGAUGCUAAUUUCAUUUCUCCUGAGAUCCGUUGUGUCAAAGCAACAAGAAAUGGACGCGAGUCCUAUGGAGAUUCAGCGAUUGGCUAUGUACAAAUAAAAAGGACGGAAAAGUACUGCACUAUUGUUGCAGCAUGCUGCCCCGAACAAAGUGUUCGAAGUAAAAGUUAUAGAGUCCAAGUUGAAGUAGACUUGGAAAAUUCAGAAAUAAAAUCUGCCAUUUGUCAUGACUGUGUGGCCUCUGCAGGUGGCUGCAAACAUUCCCUGGCUGUGUUAGGCUGGCUUCAUAGAGAAAGUGAAAAGAAGAGCGUUACGGAAGUAAAGGCUUACUGGAAGAAAAGUCGAAAAUCAAGCCCUGCUAAUAGUUUUUACCAAGAAGUUGUAAACUGGUCUAAUACUCUUACAUCACAAUCAUCAAGAUCUCAAUCGACAUUCUACUACCAUGUUAAUGCAGAACUGAGCUGGUGUGACACUGUCGACAUUCAUGUCUUGUCUCUUCUGUAUAGAAGUGGCAAUCAAUCAACGAACGUGAACGACUUCUUCGUCUUUUUAAAAUCCCAUAUGACAAAGGAAACCUGCCGAGUAGCUGAACUGAAAACUCAAGAUCAAUCAGAGAACAAAGACUGGUUUAGAUUGAAGUACUGUCGUAUUACUGCAUCGAAAGUUUACGAAGCAUCCAAGUGCAGAACUAGUGAUGGCAGCUUAACUAAUACCUUGUUUGGCGCUUCUAAGUUAAGAGACUCAAAGUCAAUGAGUCGGGGAAGAAAACUCGAGCCCUUGGUGUUGAAACAAGUCGAAAUCAAAACAAAAAUGAAGUUUGAAAGGUGUGGUAUUUUUCUUUCAUCUGAUCACCCGGUGUUUGGAGCCUCACCUGAUGGAAUUUGCAGUACCCAUGUUUUGGAAAUCAAAUGUCCCUUGACCGCGAAAACUAAGUUAAAUUACAUUGAAUCGAAUGGGAAAAUAGCCGAAAAAGUGAAAUCCCAAAUACAACUGCAAAUGGCUUUUACUGGUAGAGAAAUGGGCUUUUUGUGUGUAGCUGAUCCAGAUUUUGAAAAUACCGAAAAUGUCGAAAUCAUCCUUGUACCCUACGACAAAGAGUAUGUCGAGUCUCUGCUUCAAAAGAGUUUGCAAUUUUGGAUAGAUUCGAUAUGGCCUGUUCUCAUUUCAAUUUAA
Daphnia magna is the source of this 1263-nucleotide messenger RNA. RefSeq lists its product as uncharacterized. The transcript is spliced from 3 exons. The record is from RefSeq and is a predicted model, not a curated record. NCBI's taxonomy places the organism in Eukaryota, Metazoa, Arthropoda, Branchiopoda, Diplostraca, Daphniidae. The coding region runs from base 1 to 1263 and encodes 420 amino acids.